Tachysurus vachellii is the source of this 760-nucleotide messenger RNA. RefSeq lists its product as uncharacterized. Bases 64 to 705 code for a protein of 213 amino acids. The transcript has 2 exons. NCBI's taxonomy places the organism in Eukaryota, Metazoa, Chordata, Actinopteri, Siluriformes, Bagridae. The record is from RefSeq and is a predicted model, not a curated record.
CCUGUUCAGUGUUCUACAUCCCUGCUUCAGUUUUAUUCCUACAGCGUCUCCGCAGGACCGGUGAUGAUGUUCUCGUGCGAGGAAAACCCGAAGCUGCUGGAUGCCGUGGAUCCCGAGCCCGGAUGGAGCGGACUUUACGCCCCGGGGAAGGGGAGACAGAGGGAGAGAAACACGUCAGAACCGUUUCCUCCAGAUGAGCUUUACUGCAGCACAGAGCUCAUUGACAAUGAGGACGAAGACCACGGGUCUGUUCAGCAAGAGGAAGCGCAAGGAGGAGGUGAUGACCAUGAGGUGUACGUAAGAAGCCCAUGUUGUGACAGGAGCCCAUCCGAUCCUAUGCGGGGCCUGUCCCCUAUAUGGGGCCCAUUACUAUCGAGGAGCACGUCCCCUUUAAGAAGUUGUGCUGCUUCGAUGAGGCCGCGCUCCUCAAGGAGCCGUUCACCAAAUACGACCCCUGCAACCCAACGGCGUGUUCAUUUCAACCCCAACGUCGUCGUGUUUGGCCAGCCUUCAGCUGCGGGGUAUACAAUGAUUCCUCUGCAGAGCCAAGGAAUAAAGAGGUGGAGGGAUGAAGAGGAUGAUAAUGAAGAAGCCCCUCCUAGUAGACAGCACUGUAUGAAUCAUGUUCUUUAUAAGAGGUCCCGUGGCCUACCUACCUUAAACCUUUUUCCCAUCGUUCCAAUUAUGAGCCAAAACUGCAGCUAAUCACUUUAAGACUUUAAAAUCUUUGUGUGCUUGUUCAGGUAUCCAGGUGAUUCUU